AUACGAUAUAGGGGGAAUGGGAACUGAGUUGUUUGGAGUUGAGCAGAAGCCGUCCGUCUUUUUUUCGAGUUUCAUUUAUUUCAUUUUUUUGUGUUUUCUGUUUCUUUCCCUGAGUUGUGGCCCGUUGUUGACACGACGGCCGAAAUUAACCUGAAAAAAUUCGAGUGAAAAUUCGAUGGAAAAGGAUUUCAUCCAGAACCCGUGACAACAAUUGGACCACUCAUGUGAAGAUAUCGGGCCUCAUUAAGGACUGAAGAGAUCGACCCAAUAGUUGCAACCCCCACAGACCGUCCAAUUAUGUUGAUGCAGUAGUGAUUCGUCGCAGUGUGCCUUAUUCAUAGCGUGCCUCAUAGAAGAAACCAACUCCUCCUUCGCUUCACCCCUCUUAUUUCACCAGUCUGGAACUAGAUGCUGCCUGGUGAUGCUGCUCCUGUUUUAUUUAUCGUCCGUUGACUACAACGAACUUGUACAGUGUUAAGUGAUGAAUGGAGGUGGAUCUGUGAUUCGUUUUUCGGAAUCUGCUCCUCGACCCCCUGUCUUCCCAGGUGAAGAAAAUGUGCCGUCAAGUCAGGUGAAGAUGGAUCCAUGGGCUUCACGGUUCGGAAGGCGGGGCCCGUCGCAUCCUUCGACGCUGUCGCCCUCCAAAGGUUCAUCACCCGUCCUGACGCCUCGCAGACAUGGCCAGUCGAUGGACGAGUACGACUUGGCUCGCCGCUACGAACCGGCUGAAGGAUCGGCCUCCACGUCUCCACCCUUGGUCGAAACGCCGCCCUAUUUGCGAUGGGCUGAAAAUCUUCAUUUCCUCCUGACCGAUCCCGACGGCGUCGAACUCUUUGAAAAAUAUCUCGAACAGGAAAAUUGUUCUCAUUUACUCAAAUUUUGGUUUGCCUGCGAAGGCCUCAAACGAAACUGGGCAGAAGAUCCCGAAAAAGCUGUCCAAAUCAUCCAAGUCAUUUACAAAAAGUACAUCCGGCUCAAAAGGGUCAAUGUGUCGGAACUGAAUCGGCGUGAGAUUAACGACCGAGUGGCCAACAAAGCUACCCUUGACGCGCAUAUCUUUGACGAAGCGCAAAAGGAUGUCGAAGAUCUUAUCCGCAGCUCAGUUUACGUCAACUUCCUAAAUUCGGACGUCUAUUUAUCUUACAUUCAAUCUAUGCAAAAUGGUAUCCCGGAUUCGCCUCGAAGCGGCCGGAGUCAAGGAGGAGGUUCAGACAUCACCGCCAAAUCUUCCGUCGCCCCUGAUCUCGCCGGAACGGGCGCUUCAGAUGAUCGAGGACCUCACCUAGGGCCAUUGCCUACUUUGCACGAAGAUUCUGAAUUCUCAUAUCCUGCCGUCGAGCUCAACAAGCCAAUCCCACUGACGCAUGACGCUCUCAUGGCCACCAAGAAUGUCCGGAUGAACGUCGAAUCCCGACCAGUAGGCGGCCUCUACCCAAGUAGUCGAGUGCCCCACAACCCAUAUCACUCCGUGCACACAACCAGCUAUUACGCGCCGUACAAUCCCGUUUCACGCCAGGAUUCCGAGAUAUCCUCUGAUGCUCAUACGGACGACACUCGCUCACUGACCGAUGGUUCUGUCGAUGGCUCUGUCCUGUUUUACCCGGCCAAGCCUAACCGGCACCAACUGCGCAAAGCUCGCCAAAAGAUUUCAAACGACUGUAUGAGAAAUCGUGAUCCGUCUAUAAACCAGCCAUUCAUCCCGCGAACUCAGCGUCCUCCACCUAAAGAACAGCAGGGUAUGCCCAAGACGCCGCAAGAAUUCGCCGCUGAGCUUAUCCAAAAGUUGGAAGCCGUAAAACGAGAUCGGGAAUCUGAAGAAAAGUUGCUCCGGAUUGUCGCUGAGAGGGAUAGUGAAGCCAGUGGAUUGGAUGAGCCAUGCCCGCAAGGCGCCCGCUUCAAACCCGGAUCUGAAUGCUCAGCUCGUGUUUUGGCAGAAGCACUGUCCAAAAUCGCUUCUUCAAAUGAAGCCGACACACAAUCGAUUCUCGAUAACCACGUCCAAAGGAUCUGGGCAGAUCAGACGCCAUUGCGAUCACCCGGUGCACCUUCACCUCGGCCGUGGUCUCCAGAGAACCGGCGUCGAUUGCCACCGAAUUCUGUGGCUAUUCCAACGAAAACCAGUGGGGCACCAAUAAUGAGCUCUUCUGCAUAUGGACCCGGCUAUUUCCAACGCUCCUCGGCCCAUCAUCGGCGAAAAGACAAGGAUAUCGAAAAGGGUUCGACUUACUCAGCAGACUCGGGUGCGAUUCUCGAUCAAGGUGACAGCGGAAGAGAAAAUCGAGCUCACUUUUCCAAGUCGCAAUCAAUUCCUGAUACGCGCCGGAUUGGUAUGACGUCCUCUCUUGGGGGAGCUAGCAGUGCCAUCGGCAGCAAGAAAUCAGAAUACGAUCGUGUCCAUGACAGUGGUCUUUGCCUCCAUACGGACCCUAAUCCUGGAACACUAAUGGCACCGCCUUCACAGCCACCCAAGGAGAAAGUGCUCCACUGGAUCAGCACCAAUGACAAAUGGCAAGAAGCUGAUAGAGAUCCGUCUUCCAGCAAGCACAGGUCGCGUCCACCGAGUUCGACUUCACCCAUUUCUUCCAGGAGGAGUCGGCAACACAAGUCCGCUUACGGGACUUCGAGGUCGGAAUCGCUGGAACGAGCUGGAGCUUCCGCCGGUCAUUUAACGCAAAGCGAAGACGAUAUGGCUAGAAAUCGUCCUCCAACCAAGCCAAAACCUAGCGUAUCACAGCCAACUUCCACUCACUCGACAACGAUGAAGAAACCAGCAAGUAGUGGAGCUCUCUCAGGUGAAGGAAGCUCAGCCCCAACAGAAUGCACUGUUGUGACGUUCACUUUUGGAGAUGAGCCCGUGCCCUACCGCAGCCGGAUACCUGGACGAACUGUCACGCUCAAGCAAUUCAAAGAAAUUUGUGUGCCCAAAAAAGGAAACUACAAGUACUACUUUAAAACGAAUUGCGAGGACGACGUAGCGAUGGCAGUCAAUCAGGAGGUUAUUGACGACUCUGAGAUUUUACCACUCUGGGAAGACAAAGUGCUGGGUAUCGUCAAGCUUGUCGAUUAGAAUUGAUGAUGUUAUGGAAAAGAUAUUGUCUUGAAAACUUUACAAAAAAAAACUCUUUAAAAUGAACCUGAGUUUAUGUUGCAGCUUAACAUUACCCUCCUUCAAAAUCUUCAGCCCUGUCUUUUAUUUUGUAUGAUGUGAGUUCUAUUUUUGUCAUUGUCGUUUUUCAUCGAUUCACGCGUUGUUUUUUCUCUUAACUCCUGUCUUUUGAUAGAAAUCGAGUUUCUUUUAUUUCUUUUCUCUUUUAUUUUGAGAAGCGUGCAACAAUCGUGUCGUAGUAAUUUACCCUUUUUCCAGCAUGAAUGAAUAUUUGUUUAAUUGUCGCGCUGAGACUUCUUUCUUCCCUCCUGCAUUUCCUUUUUAUACUUUGUCUGGGCCAAAAAAAAACUAAUUUAAGAAAAAAAAAAAUGUUGGAAGAUUUGCCUUAGCCAGAAUAUUUUUUUUUAACUUCGCAAUCGUCUGAUUUGUACACAUCCAUCGAGUAUUCUCUGAAAGAUAAGGAAUGACAUGUGUUCAACUCCGAUUCCUCGUCUACCACUAUCUCCAUCCCGCCCAAAUAAAACAGCCACUUCAUCUGAAGCAUUACUAAUACGCAAACGUUUCAUUACAAUUUUAUGAAAUUG
This is a messenger RNA of Daphnia pulicaria, 3690 nucleotides long. RefSeq names its product axin-like (gene Axn). The transcript has 16 exons. The coding region runs from base 482 to 3067 and encodes 861 amino acids. Gene Ontology annotation, biological process: negative regulation of canonical Wnt signaling pathway. NCBI's taxonomy places the organism in Eukaryota, Metazoa, Arthropoda, Branchiopoda, Diplostraca, Daphniidae. The record is from RefSeq and is a predicted model, not a curated record.